Messenger RNA from Pygocentrus nattereri (red-bellied piranha), 994 nucleotides. It is a transcript of the gene gstz1, whose product is annotated as glutathione S-transferase zeta 1. The transcript has 9 exons. The coding region runs from base 229 to 891 and encodes 220 amino acids. Gene Ontology annotation, molecular function: maleylacetoacetate isomerase activity; glutathione transferase activity. The record is from RefSeq and is a predicted model, not a curated record. Gene Ontology annotation, biological process: glutathione metabolic process; L-phenylalanine catabolic process. Gene Ontology annotation, cellular component: mitochondrion; cytoplasm. Lineage: Eukaryota; Metazoa; Chordata; Actinopteri; Characiformes; Serrasalmidae.
CACACAUUAAACAUAUAAAACAAACAGUGGAAUUGUGUUAAAUUAUAUUCAUUAGACUUAAGUGUACACUGUGUGCUUAUACAGUGUCUGGAGUGCCUUUUAGUUUAGUAGGUUGGUCCACCUUCAGUCAGGAGUUUCUUGCACUCUUCUAAACCUUUUUCUAAGCAAUGAAGUGAAUUUGCGUUACAGUAACGUUAACGUUACUCUGCCUCGCACAUCAGCUCUGCAAUGCAUACAUCGUUGGCAUGUUUAAUGAAGCCUGUGCUUUAUGGAUAUUUCAGAAGUUCUUGCUCAUGGAGAGUCCGGAUAGCUUUUGCCCUGAAGUGUAUUGAAUAUGAUCAAGUACCAGUAAACCUUAUUAAGGAUGGAGGCCAACAGCUCACAGAUCAGUACAAAGCUUUGAACCCAAUGCAGCAAGUGCCUGCUGUGAGCAUUGAUGGCAUCACCUUGUCUCAGUCAAUGGCCAUCGUCCAAUACAUUGAUGAAACUCGGCCAGGGCUGCGGCUUCUCCCUGCUGACCCAAAGCAGCGGGCUCAGGUGCGCAUGAUUUGUGACCUCAUCGCCUCUGGGAUCCAGCCUCUACAGAAUCUUUAUGUAAUACAGAAAAUCGGGGCAGAGAAAGUACAGUGGGCUCAACAUUUCAUCAACCGAGGAUUUGAGGCUCUGGAGCCAAUUCUGAAGCAGACAGCUGGAACAUAUUGUGUUGGGAAUGAGAUAUCCAUGGCAGACAUUUGUCUGGUGCCCCAGGUCUACAAUGCUGAAAGGUUCAAAGUGGACAUUAACCAUUUUCCCACUAUCAAGCGACUGAAUCAGACCUUAAUAGAGCUUGAAGCCUUCAAAGUGAGCCAUCCAUCUUGUCAGCCAGAUACUCCUGAUGACGUGAGAACAUAAAUUCCGUUUUUAAGUAUCUUUGAUGAGUUGUCUACAUGGUGUUACUAAUGGCAAAAUAAUACUCAAACUUCACUAAAAUGAACUUCAUACAGUCAUGAGCCAA